Molecule: messenger RNA, 882 nt
Organism: Fopius arisanus
Lineage: Eukaryota; Metazoa; Arthropoda; Insecta; Hymenoptera; Braconidae
Gene: dlg1
Exons: 4
Coding region: 565-882 (105 amino acids)
Molecular function (GO): protein binding
Source: RefSeq, a predicted model, not a curated record
CUAGCAGUUGGCGGGAACUCGUGUUGUGAUAAAAGGGUGAAAGCUCGUCGGAUAAAGGUAAAUUUCGAUAGGAAAAAGCCCCCGGGGGAUGAAAAACCGCCGUCGGGGCGCCCUAGCGUCGCCGUCUGACGUCACACGACGCAAUCGACCAAUCAGACAUACCAACAGCUCAGUUUGUUCCGGCAGAGCUGAACCGUUACCGCCAUAUUGCCCAGUCGCCCGCGGUCUGUUUAUAUUCGUUUUAUCGUGUGUAAUUUUCACCACUGGGCAAUACCGCGAAUUAAAUAAACACCCCAGUGCGCGUAAAUCCCUAAUAAGUAAUUAAAAACCACCCAUCAAUGUCGCCCCGAUAAAUAACAAUUACUGUCACCAAGUGUUGAAUGUCCUGAUCAAUCAGCGAAUAACAAAAUCAACGCGAAUAAAAAGUUCUAGUGCUGGCCCUGUGCCUUACUCCUCGCAUUAUUCAGUGCUCGAUUCUUUUGUGCUUUUGUGUUCUGUUAAUAGUCCUGUGAAGCCCUGUCAAGUCCUGUGACAGGAACACCCCUGACGCCAGCUGAUUACAAAAUGCCAGUUCGUAAACAAGGUGGUGAGUGCGAAGUGCUGAUCGAUGAUGGUCCGACACUGGCAAAAGUAAUGUCAUACUCAUCGCCCGUUACGCGUAGAAACUUCAACUCAGAGGCUCACAGAGCAUUGGAGCUCCUGGAGGAUUAUCGUGCUAAGCUCACAAGGCCUCAGGAUAAGCAGCUGCGACUCGCCAUCGAGCGGGUAAUUAGAAUCUUCAAGAGCAGACUCUUCCAGGCGCUGUUAGGGAAACAUCCACUCCAAGAUUAUGUCUUCUCGUCCUACAUGCGUGCAGAUACUCUAGGUUGUGGUGGAGUUUAG